AUGGUCGCCCUCCCCUUGGUCCGCCUUUUGGCUUUUGUGUCUAGCAUUCUGCUAGUUAGCCCCUUGGUAAACUCGAUACCAACCAAUGGCACCGAGUUUGCAGGCCUUGACCACAAAGCGCGCGAGAUAUUGUCCAGAGCUACACCAGCAGCCCCGCACUGGGUUAUUUACGGCGAUGCCUAUGUUCCAGGCACUACUGGACCCCCCGCCGUCUCGGCAGUUACGGGCUUCAAUGUCUUCGUUCUCUCGUUUUUGUUGAUUGAAGGAGCCUGGGAUAAGGCCUAUGAAUGGACCACACUCACUGCGGCUGAACGUGCCAGUAUCAAGUCGCAGUACAACGCUGCCGGCAUCAAGAUUAUGGUCUCAGCAUUUGGCUCGACCGAUGUGCCCACUUCUACCAACGCGAAUCCGACUACAUUGGCCACCACGAUGGCAAAUUGGGUUAUCCAAUGGGGACUCGAUGGAAUCGACGUGGAUUACGAAGACUUCAAUGCCUUCGACGCGGGCAAUGGUUCAGCGGAAAAUUGGCUGAUCACAUUCACGACCCAGCUGCGCGCACUCCUCCCAACAGGUCAAUACAUCAUUACCCACGCCCCCGUAGCGCCGUGGUUUUCGCCAAACAAAUGGGGUGGCGGAGGCUACCUUCGCGUCCACCAAGCGGUUGGCAACCUCAUUGACUGGUAUAAUAUUCAGUUCUACAACCAAGGCACCAACGAAUACACGACUUGCAACAACCUUCUCACCACGUCCUCCUCUACGUGGCCCAAUAGUGCCGUCUUCCAGAUCGCUGCCAGUGGUGUGCCGCUUUCGAAGAUCGUCAUUGGCAAGCCUGCUGGGACUGGUUACGCCAACAACGGGUUCAUGGACGCUGCGACCUUGGCUACCUGUGUUUCUCAGGCAAAGGCCAAGUCGUGGAAUGGCGGUGCAAUGGUCUGGGAGUAUCCCGGUGCUGGUGCUGCCUGGAUCAAGACCGUGCGAGGAUCCGCCUUCCCUUAG
This is a messenger RNA of Mycena indigotica, 996 nucleotides long. Its product is annotated as Glycoside hydrolase family 18 protein. Bases 1 to 996 code for a protein of 331 amino acids. The record is from RefSeq and is a predicted model, not a curated record. Gene Ontology annotation, biological process: carbohydrate metabolic process. NCBI's taxonomy places the organism in Eukaryota, Fungi, Basidiomycota, Agaricomycetes, Agaricales, Mycenaceae. The transcript has 9 exons.